CAGACGCGCAGAGGAAAAGCAUCCCGAGCCUGAACGCACACACCCCGGCGGGCGACCGCGCUUACAGCCCGCAACAAGACAGGGAGCAAAAUAACCAAGCGGCAGUCUUGACCCACCUGUGAUAUCCUUGCUCACGCUGACGAAACCAGAGGCAGUGAUCUCCUUAGAAGCCAUGUCUGUUCCUCUCUCCUAUCGCCACCCCUCCUCCACCUUCUCUCCGCUGUCUCCCUCCCUCUCCCUCUUUCUCGCUCGCUCGCUCUCUCUCUCUCUCAGACACGGACAGAAAGGAUGGUCUCUCUUCCAGGCAUUCCAGCAGAGCAUCUCACUGCCCGACGCGCUUCCUGGAACGAACCCCGUGAAUGUCGGGAGGCUGGCUGUGGGAGCAACUGGAGGUGGAGGGAGGGAUGAGGAGGAGGAGGAGGAGGAGGAGAAGGAGAAGAAGAAGGCGGGGAUCACUGAGGGAUAAUGAGGCAGCUUUAGUUACCUGUGAAAGAACAGCGCACACCCAAGUCAAAAAUUCACUGAAAACGCACUGUAGUUUGGCUGUAAAAAAAGUCGAUGAGGCUCCGCGAAAACUCACACUAGACUGAUACCGUUUUACUACACCGUUUUUAAAGAUUUUACCAAUUUAGAUUAUGAUGAGCAAUACUUGCUUCCUGACACUAAUGCUGGGGCCUGUGCUGCUCAUUGUUAUACCGAAAAAGAAGUCAGUAAAACAACACUGCUACGUAAACAGCCAUGCUAGCGGCUCUGGCGCCACACGCUAAAGUUAGCAUGCUAGCAUGUUCACAAUGACAGUGCUAACAUGCAGGUAUAAUGUUUACUAUGUUCAGUAACUUAGUAAAGCCUGUCAACAGGAUAACAUUUUCUAAUCAUCACUAGUGUUCAGUUGGACUGAUGGGAAUGUCAGUUACACAGUAAAUUAGCCUAUUUCUUGCACUGAGCACAUCAUCAUGUAAAUUUUUGUUGGCAUAUGAUGUUAAAGGCACUUUUUACAACAAAAUAUCUCUUGUGAAAACAGCUUUUUCUGCUCAAAAUCCUCUGUUGGCUUGUAUUUAAAAGUUCAGUCAAGUCAAAUUCUCUGGCCCCGUCCCUAACUACGAGGAAAUAGGCCUUUGAGCUGCUAGUGGCACUAGAGGAAAGGUCAUGGGAUAACAGAAGUCAGUAGAAUUCAUCCUUUGGGUGCUGGGGAUAUGUUAUCACAUUAAGUUAUCACAGGUCAUCCUGUGGGGAACAUGAAUGGGUGUACCAAAUUUCAUGGCAAUCCAUCCCAUAUAUGUUGAGAUAUUUCAGCCUAGACCAAAGUGGUCGACUGUGCCGCUAGCAUGGCUAGAAACAAAUUGACUGGGGAUGGUGAUUCCCCUCAUUCGAUAUACCAAAACUUUAUUUGAUUGUAACUGAUUGGAUAACACCGAAUAAAAUGAAAUUCUCCCCAAAGAGAAAAUAAGCAUUAAUGUAAGCAAGUGCUGGAAAGAAAUAGUAGGAUAUAAAUGGAGCAAAACGAGAUAUAAUACGACAACCAACAACCUGAACAAGUAGAAAUGCAUAAAUAAAUAGUUUUCAGCAAAAAAAUAUGAAAAAAACAAUAAAUAAUUUCAAAUUUGCAGUAAGUUUGAGAGAUCACAAGUGACUUUUUUACAGAGAAAGUGUAAAACUGCUUGUUGAUAGUAAAUUGAUUGUAUUGUGGUUUCCCCUCUCUGCCUGGCUUCUGUUGUCUGAUGGCUCCGCCUGUUAACUACUUAACAGAGGAAGGAAAAGUCUCCACCAAGAUGAGCAUCUUUGUCUGUAAUUUGCAGUGAUAGUCGGUCGAAACUCCUCUUGGGAGUAGUAGGGAGUUGCACACCUACUUUUGGACAUUAAAUUCUCAACAGAAUGAAUGUCGUCCUUAUCUCCUCACUGCUGGGUGUAGCUGCACUUGUUCUCCAAGUUGCUGCAUUUAAAGAGUCCCUGGAGGUCAGUGUGUCUGUGAGGCCUCCGGGGUCACACAUCUACCUCGGCGAGUGUGUGUUUCUGCAGUGCAUAGUGGAGUCGCAGUCCCCUUUUGUGAAGAGCUACCGAUGGUACAGGUCCAAACCACACACUGCUCCGAACCCCAGGCACCUGGUCUCUGGUGACAGCUACUUCAUCACCGCAGUAACAAGGGAGGACGCGGACAGUUACUGGUGCCAAGCCGAGUGUCGGGAGAACAAGACCGUGUUUGUGGUGAAAGCCCAGCCGUUCGCGCUCAGUGUGUCAGAGCUGCACCCUCCCUCACUGUCUCUGACUCCCAACACCAGGCAGAUGCUCAGAGGGGAGCGUUUCACGGUGCGGUGCCCCGCUUUUGAGACUUACUCCCCAGGCUGGAAGCUGGUGCAUUUCUCUCCAGACCGUACAAUGAGGACCACAGUCUUCAGUGUCCACUAUUCACCACCAGGAGGGGGUGUCAGUGCAGACAACUCUGAAGCAUUUGUCUUCAUUGCUGCCAGUGGGAAAAGCGGACUGUACUGGUGUGAGGGCGCUGGGGGCCGCAGCAACGCAGUCAACAUCACAGUAAGCUAUGGCACCAUCAUUUUGAAGAGUCCCGCCUUCCCCGUAUUUACGGGUGAUGAAGUUGUCUUGUAUUGUCAGUACCGGAGAGGCAACUACAAUAAAACAACCUUCUUUAAAAAUGGAGCAGAAAUUGAUACUUAUAGUUCUUCCAGUUCAGACGGACUAAUAAAGAUGACUAUUAAGAAUGUGACACAGGAAGACGAAGGCUUCUACAAGUGUGCUUCCCACGACAGAAAGAUGGAGAGUCCAGAGAGCUGGUUAUCAGUGAGACCUGACAGAGGCAACCUCACAUCAUCAUCAGAAGGGAUACCAGCCUCCACUAGUGGUUCCUGGAAAUGGAUCAUUGUCUCAUGCGGGGUUGUACUUCUGUUCCUCAUUCCUCUCACUGUUUGGCUAUUUUGUCACUACAGGUACCAGAUGUUUUGCACUCAUAGCUGCUGGCCAGUUUCCAAACAGGAUGUACAAACAGAGGCACUUCCUGCGACCAAGCAGGAUGGAACAGAAGUGCAAUGGGACCUCUCCUGGAUGGAGAUGUCCAAUCUGUUGGAUAAGUAGUUAUAUCCUGUCACUUAAAGGAUCACUCUCACCUGGAGCAUAUAGAAAGUACUACAUAGUGUGAAACCUAUGAGAUACACCAAUCAGAGCUGCAUCUAGCACGAUGUACGGACAAUUUGUAGAUUUUUAUAGGCACAUGGCAAACAAAUCCAAGCUUCUUCAAGGGGUGCUGCAAGGAUAUAUAUUCUUGGCCAGUUUCUUUU
Messenger RNA from Xiphias gladius (swordfish), 3287 nucleotides. RefSeq names its product Fc receptor-like protein 6. The transcript has 9 exons. Gene Ontology annotation, molecular function: transmembrane signaling receptor activity. The coding region runs from base 1873 to 3084 and encodes 403 amino acids. The record is from RefSeq and is a predicted model, not a curated record. Gene Ontology annotation, biological process: cell surface receptor signaling pathway. NCBI's taxonomy places the organism in Eukaryota, Metazoa, Chordata, Actinopteri, Istiophoriformes, Xiphiidae.